Labrus bergylta (ballan wrasse) is the source of this 4821-nucleotide messenger RNA. Its product is annotated as transmembrane protein 132C. The record is from RefSeq and is a predicted model, not a curated record. NCBI's taxonomy places the organism in Eukaryota, Metazoa, Chordata, Actinopteri, Labriformes, Labridae.
CGCGCAUUGGACGGCUGACAAUGCGUAAGCUCCGCUGGAAAUGAAGCCUCCAGCCUGUGUACAUAAACCUCGAAAGAUGGAGGCUUGAAACCGGACUUUCGCGGAAUAUUUGAGCCACUUGAUGCCAAAGUGUAAUUAGAGCUGGCAGUUAAACUGGGAGCGGAGCUGUGCGCGCACUGCUGUGGCUGCUGCCUGCAGCUGGAGUUGCGCUCAGGACUUCACGAGACGUUGAGGUUUCCUGGGUGUGGAUUUAUGCUGACCCACGUUGUAGUUUGAACUUCUAUACUUUUAUUUAUUUCCCAUACAUGAUGCUGGGCUAGAAAGGCUUCUAUACGUCCAGAAGUGUCAGACUCUCCUCACUGCAGAGCGGUCAACUUCGGGAGCCCCGGGGAUGCGGAGGAUACUGAGCAGACAAAAACUGACCGACUAAGGAUCCGGGAUUGAAAACAAUUUCAGUUUGACUCUUUUUUUUUUUUGUUGCAGAAAAUCAUUUUUUGAGCUCAUUUCGAAUCACUGUCAACGUUGAUGACGAUAGACGCUUCACUUCGGGCUCAAACAUUUUAGCAGGUGUCUCCGCGUUUCUCUUCCAAAAAUGUCUCAAAUAGUGACGUAAAGCUGCGCUAAAGUUUAUGAUCUUUAGUUCUUGAAUUUUACUGACAGGCAACACUUUAUUGACCAGGCUGUCUGAACUGUUUUCCAAACGCACUUGGAUUUUUGUUUUUGUAGCAUUUGGAAACGCUGGAUGAAGCAUGAGAUUUUACUCAAUUGUUUUUUUCAUCCAGUUUUGACGAGCGAUGCCGCGAGAAGGAUUUCGUCCUAAUUGAGCCAAUUUGUCUUCGUUUUGGGGGUGGAUUCUCGCUUUCCCAGCUGUCCCAAGAAACAUGUUGCAUAUCAUAGCGCUUCAGUCGGUGCUGUUACUUUUUGGAGUAGCUGACUGUCGAGUCUUGGAUGGAUUGCAGAGAUAUUCCCCUAUCCCCACAUACCUGCCUGUCAACUACCAGGUGCUCAGUGCUGACUUGGCGUUCUUCCUGAAGGAAGCCAACCAGGACUUCAUGAGGAACUCGAGCCUGAUGUCACGGACUGAACCCUUCUUUAUCUACCAGGCCAGAAGUUUGCCCUCAGUGAACGCUAGCUACGGGCCUCUGUCUCUGGAGCAGCCUGUCCCGUUAGAGCUCCUCCAGAGCCCUGGGACAUUUCCUGCCUCUUCAGUUUUCACCUUUAACUGGAAGAUGCAGACGUUUAUCAUGAAUACCAGGAUUCACCUGGCCAAACCUAGAGUCCAGGUGCUUUUUUACAUCGUAGGCAGGGACUGGGACGACUACAGUGCCAUCGACAAGCUGCCUUGCGUGCACAUGUUUGCUUUUCACGAGACCCAGGAGGUGCGUGGAAGCUGCCAGCUGAAGGGGGAGCUGGGUCUGUGUGUGGCAGAGCUGGAGCCCUUAGCCAGCUGGUUCAGCCCGCCCAGCGUGGUGCCAGGCCGCCAGAGGAACCUGGACGUAUCUGAGGGCACCCAGGUGGAGCUCUACUACAUGCUGCAGUCCACAGAAGCCGGGAAGUGCCACUCCGAGGAAGCCAGGAAGGACAGCUUCAUCCGCUCGAGCCAGGAGGGCCUGUUUGGUUCAUACACCUCGACGCCGCUGAGGAGGAUCGGCGGCGUGAGGCUCUACCAGAACCCCGCUCCACCGCCCCUCACUGAACACAGGCUGGAUAAUAACUUUAUGGUCUCGGUGCCAGCCACACCCAUGAGACAGAGGGAAACCGUCUCUGCUUUCAUCACAGUGUCAGCGUACUCUACCGUGGAGAUGUUUACUCUCAGAGUCAAGUUGAAAGAAGGAGUGACCUUUCUCGGGGCCCGUCCCAGCAACCCCACUCAGUGGAUUGUUAGUCAGGACGUGAGGAGUGAAGGCCAUCGGGUGGUGACUCUGCACUGCCGCAGGAAGGAGUCCGGUUACGACCAGCAAAGGGCUGACAUGGGAGUUCAGAGGGUGCUUCAGGUGGAUCUGAAAUUGGAGAGCUUUCCAGAGCCGCUGGGCAGCCGCUGGAUGGCCUGGCAGGUGGAGUACCCGACUGGUCGAGCCACCACACAAGAGGCUGAGACGGAGAUCCGGCUGGCUCAGGAGGACCUGGCGGGCAUCGUGCCCCUGGCCAUGGACUCUGAGAUUUUAAACACCGCCGUGCUGACGGGGAAGACGGUGGCUGUCCCAGUAAAAGUGGUGACCAUCGGAGUAGAUGCCUCUGUUACUGAUGUCUCUGACGCCGUCAAGUGUCGCUCUACGGACGAAGAUGUGGUGAAGGUGUCAGACAGGUGCGACUACGUUUUUGUGAACGGCAAAGAGAUGAAGGGCAAGGUGAGGAUGAUGGUGAACUUCACCUACGGGUACCUGAGCGCUCAGCUGGAGCUCAACGUGUGGAUCCCGCGGCUCCCCCUUCAGAUUGAGGUGUCUGACACGGAGCUGAGUCAGAUCAAAGGGUGGAGGGUCCCCAUCUUGGCAACAAGUCAGAGGUCCACACGGGAAAGUGAGGAUGAGGAUGAUGAAGAUAGGCGGGGCCGAAGCUGCACUCUGCAGUACCAACACGCCAUGGUCCGAGUCCUGACUCAUUUUGUUGCUGAGUCAGCUGAUCCUCGAGGUCAGACCAGCUUCAUGCUGGGCUCUGAUUGGCAAGUGGACAUCACAGAGCUGGUGUGGGACUUCCUGAAGGUGGAGGACCCCCAGACUGCUCAGCUGCUCGACAGGAAGAUACUGGUCGGACUCGACAUGGGGAUGACCACGAUUCAGGUGUUGUCUCCUUUGUCAGACUCAAUCCUUGCAGAGAAGACUAUCACAGUGGUGGAUGACAAAGUGACCAUCACUGAGUUGGGGGUCCAAAUGGUGGCAGGCCUCUCCAUGAGCCUGCAGCUCAGUCCAGGGAGUAACAGAGCCAUCCUGGCUACCACCACCACUCAGGAGAUCCUGCAGAGCCCAAAACAGGAGGCCUUGAUCAGCGCCUGGCUUCAGUUCAGCGACGGCUCUGUGGCUCCUCUCGACCUGUACAAUCCUGACUUUUUCAUCCUGACAGCCACCUCCCUUGAUGAGGAAGUAGUGACAGUGCAGCAGAACCCCUCUUGGAAGUGGCCUGUCAUUGUGACCGAAACGGAGGGCCAAGGCCUGCUGGUCAGGGUGGAAAUGACGGUGUGCGAGGUCUGCCAGAAGUUUAAGCGCCGCAGCAUCUUGGCAGCGGGGAACUGUAACGUCAGGGUAAAGUUUGGUCAUAGUGACAGCUCGAGGGGAGGGGGCAGUGACUACAGCCCAGACGGGGAUGACAUGGAGAACAGAGGCAGGCUCUCCCCCUCCCAGGACAGAACUGGCCUUGACAACCACUACUACGGCAGCUCCAUCUCUGACAUGGAGGAUGGGGUUUUGAGGCGAGCCACCACUACUAGAAGCGCGAUAAUGCGUCGACCAAACGAGGAGAAACUGUCAGAUGGAAGCCAGAACGUGCCAGUCGACUUUGCUGACUUCCCUGCACAAGUGGACCUGCCCCGAGGUCGCAAUAUGGAGGAUGAUCUCAUGCAGACUACACGUGGGCUCACAGACCUGGAGAUUGGCAUGUACGCUCUGCUCGGUGUCUUCUGCCUGGCCAUCCUGGUCUUUCUAAUCAAUUGCAUCUCAUAUACCCUGAAGUACCGCCACAAGGAGCUCUCGAUUGAGGGCCAGGAGAACAUGAACCAUGCCCACGAUUGGGUCUGGCUUGGAAACGAGGCGGAGCUUCUGGAGAGUCAGAUAAGCCUGUCCCCCCAGCAGGAGGAGCAGACCUCCAUGAUGGACUCCAGCAGCGGGCUUGAGGAAGGCAGCCACUUGCUGAAUGGAGGUUCGACACAGAAGAACGUCCAGGGCCAAGUGCACCGAGCAGCGGAAACAGCCUGCAUAACCAAGGACAGCAAAGGAGACUCACCCACCACCAAGAGGAAGCGAGUCAAGUUCACCACAUUCACCACCAUCCCCUCGGACAAUAGCUACCCCACUGUGAACACACUGACUGGAAGCUGCAGCCAGGACAUUAAGUGGGUGUGCCAAGACGUGGAGCUGGGAGACUCCAAGGAGUUGCGCAAUUACAUGGAAAGGUUAAAUGACAGUGCUUUAAAAGAGGUGGCAUAAUGUACUGUGUGCACUUGAAACAAACUCACCCUUAUGCCUUUCAGAAGAAAGUGGGUCUGAACAGUAACCGGGCCCUCAGUAGAUGAAAGAGGAGAACAUGUACUUCAGAAUCACCCCCAAACUGCCAAAGGGUCAUUACAUUUAAGAGGAUUGUCAUUAAUACACAAGUAACUGAUGACGAAUCACUAACAAAAAAAAUAUGUCAUUGAAUGAGCUCGCCAGGUGGUUCUUUUUCCUCAUUUGUUUAUCAGAUGAUUACCUUUUAAUCCUCGUUUUAUUACUACAGGGUUUAAGUAGAAUCCAGUAAUUGGUUGAUCGGCAGCAACUAUGAACUGGGAUAAUCCGACCACAUGUAGAUUCCAAAAACAGACAAAAACUUGACAAGAUAGAUGUUCUGAAUGUGUGUGCACAUUAAAUGGUUUUGAACGUUUUGUAACACUUUGGAUAUUAAUUUCCUACGCCAGGUCCUUAUUCUGCAGAAGAUUUCAGGAAAGGUCAAAAUAACGCCGAGAGCUAUUCCUGCAUGUUGUUGGGGGAAAAAAAAGGCACAACCUUGUGGUUCAUUCUCAUCCUCUUAACACGGCAGACGACCUGUUAUGUAUAUACUGAACAGUCUCCAAAGCAUUGUAUUGUUGCUCUGUAUAUUGUAUUUUCAUAACAUUUAAGAAAUACACAACAAUGUCAA